Symbiodinium natans is the source of this 1029-nucleotide messenger RNA. NCBI's taxonomy places the organism in Eukaryota, Dinophyceae, Suessiales, Symbiodiniaceae. The record is from the annotation of a GenBank genome assembly.
AUGGUGGAGCCCUCGAACUUCAAGCUCUCCUUCGCAGCGGUGGUCGUCUGCGGGGCCAUGAACAACUUCCCUUACUGCGUCAUGAUCGGGGCCAGCCAAGAUCUUGCCAGGCAGUUCCAUGUACCACACCAAACGCCCGUCAUGUCAACCUGUAUGAUGCUCGGCAGUCUCCUUGCCACCUUCAUCAACAUGAAGUGGCUCAUUGGCAUCGAGUACAAGAAGCGGUUGCUCAUGGUUUUGCUUAUGACAGCAGGGAGCUACUUGGGCGUGUCCUUGGCAGUGACAAACGCUUUUCCAGACGGCUGGUUCUGGUCCUGCUGCUUCGCGGCCGUCCUCACCCUAGCACAGAUUUUCGGUGAGCUUGGCAUCCUUGCAUUCCUCCGUAGCUUCCCGCCAGAGCUGGUGGGGGGAUGGGGGACCGGCACAGGCGUGGCUGGGAUUCUCAGCAGCUUCAUGUACAUCCUCCUCAGGGGACCAUUGAAUUUGAGCAGCAGCCUCGUCUUUGUUUUGUGUUUACCGUCUCUGGUGAUUUUCUGGCUGAGUUUUGAAUACCUACGAUGGGAGACCACGAACUCCUUGUCGGGCCCGAAGCUGGAGUUUGCUUUGGGUGGCGGCCGCAACUUACUGGAUCAGACGGACCCAAAGGCUGUGGUAGACUCGAAGGUCGGGCCAGGGGCGGCCGUGGCCAGCGUGGAGAACGUGAAGGCUGCUCUCCAUGUCAGUGGCGACAUUGUUGCCAACCUGGUGGCGGCGUACUCCUUCAAGUACUUUAUUUACCCUGGUCUCGAUGAUCGCGAGACAUAUUGUGCCCAGAACAAGUGGUUCCCCGCGAUGUGGAUGUGCUACAACAUCGGAGUAUUGCUGUCACGUGCCUCCGUGAGCUUGUUACGUGUCCAGCGCGUCUGGUUCCUGACCUGUUUUCAAGCGAUCAACGUCAUCGCCUGGGUCAUUGAAAUCUGCACUGGUGCCAUCAGGAGUGGCCUGCCACACAACUAUGGCUACUUUGUCAUGUCCGGCUGGAUGAUGGUU